AGGCCAAUACAUUUAUUUUAUUCACAUUAAUUGACUAUUACUAAUAAAUAUGGCAACUGAAACCUUCGUAUUUAAUCAAUACGUUUCAUCAAAUUUAACUUGUUGGAAGUUUCUGAUCACGUAGUAGCCUAUCUGUAUUGUGUGCUGUGGACCACCUUAUCACACACAAGACACCAGAUAACCAAUGGAAGGCCUCCUUGCACGAGCCAACGGACUCCCUGGCAACGUGUCUCGCGCGCUCAUUGGUAGAAGGUUGGAGAAUUCAACUUUGGGACGAUUCACACGAGCCAUUCGCGUGCAGCGUCCUCUAUAAAUAUGACCGUAGGUGAAAGUGACAGUGUUGACUUGUUAUCAACACCGUACUGGAAGGUCGUUAACUGCAGGAUGUAGCCUCAGCAAUAGCUACGUUGUAAUAAACACCUGUAACGAACAGAGUUGGUCAGGAAAAAAGUACAUGACCGGUGUUUGAAUAUUUCUCAAUAGGCUGGACUUUAUUGAACAAAUUUGGGACAAAUGAUUUGCUGAAGUUGACUGGACGAUUGUGGGAUAUUAAAAAAUUAAGAUGCCGGCUGAUAUUUUGGAGAAAACCUCCCCAUCUUCUGUUGCAGCCACCCCGUCGAGCGUAAAUGGAAAUCCGGAUAAACCAAGGACUGCCUCAGAGCACAGAAAGUCUUCUAAACCAAUUAUGGAGAAGAGAAGACGCGCGCGAAUCAACGAAAGCCUUGGACAGCUCAAGACCCUCAUACUGGACGCUCUAAAGAAAGAUAACUCCAGGCAUUCGAAGCUGGAGAAGGCAGACAUCCUUGACAUGACUGUGAAGCACCUAAGGAAUAUGCAGCGUCUUCAAAUGACUGGUGCUAUAAGCACGGAUUCAUCAGUCCUUGGCAAGUACAGAGCGGGAUUCAGCGAGUGCAUGAGUGAAGUCACCCGUUUUCUGUCCACACGUGAAGGGGUGAACAUGGAGGUCAUGGCCCAACUUCUCAGCCACUUAGCCGGUUGUGUGUCACAGAUCAACACCGUAAACUACUCAACUCAUCGCCAGAGCCUCACCUACCCUGCGCAUCCAGCGCAUCCAACGCUUGGCCAAGCCAUUGUGCAAAUCCCAAAUGCCUCGCCUCAGUUGAAUGUAAUCAUGCCUUGCAAAAGUGGCUCGCCAAUCGACUUCACGUCCGAAGUGGCUAAAUUCUACAGCGGACUUCAGAUUGUUUCAGCGACAGAUGGACAAUUCGCCUUUCUGAUUCCAAGCGCGGCCUUUGCGCAAAUGAGCGUGCCAAACGCCCUACGUGGCAAUCCAACAGUUGCGGUGGCGGUGUCACCUGUUGCACCUCCCAUCACUGCAGACUCCGUGUGGAGACCAUGGUAGGGUCAUUAGACUGAAGGACUUUUAUGCACCAUAACACAUUUUUUUCUGAUAUGAGUUGUUAUAUAUUUUUGUAUAGGCUGUUCAAACCAAUAGUCAAGAGUGAUGCUUACUCACAUGUUGUUGUUCUUUGAUGGAGAAUACACUUUUCCAUGAGAUAUAUUUUCAGUGAUGUCAUGAUCAUGUUUUAUUGUUGUGAUACAACAAUUAUUCAAAUGCCCUCAAAUGCCUUCCUUCAGGAAAUCAAUAAAUUCUUCAAAUGAAA
Molecule: messenger RNA, 1625 nt
Organism: Oncorhynchus gorbuscha (pink salmon)
Lineage: Eukaryota; Metazoa; Chordata; Actinopteri; Salmoniformes; Salmonidae
Product: transcription factor HES-1-B-like
Exons: 4
Coding region: 563-1363 (266 amino acids)
Biological process (GO): negative regulation of neuron differentiation; anterior/posterior pattern specification; regulation of transcription by RNA polymerase II
Cellular component (GO): nucleus
Molecular function (GO): protein dimerization activity; RNA polymerase II cis-regulatory region sequence-specific DNA binding; DNA-binding transcription factor activity, RNA polymerase II-specific
Source: RefSeq, a predicted model, not a curated record